Molecule: messenger RNA, 600 nt
Organism: Malaya genurostris
Lineage: Eukaryota; Metazoa; Arthropoda; Insecta; Diptera; Culicidae
Exons: 3
Coding region: 87-527 (146 amino acids)
Source: RefSeq, a predicted model, not a curated record
AUUUAGUGCGGAAUCACUAUCAAUCAAUCGAAGCUUAUUCGCAGACCACGUAUCAGUUGCACUACAAGCAGUUAGAUCGUUUUCGGAUGAAUCUGCCAGAUGGAAAUACGACGGCGCCUACCGCGAUUGUUGGACAGCCGAACGAAAACAAGGCUGUAACUAUCCCGAUCGGAAGUGUCAUUAGAGUGUUGGGGUUUACAGCGGUUGGAGUUGGUUCCAAAGUACUAAUACAUGCUAUUGGUAGAAAAGCUUUAAACGCCGGUUGUAUCCGUCUGGCAGUGAGCGCUUUUCGUGUAGCUGAUACAGUACUUCCAUCGAGAGUUUGGAUGUCGGCAGCCGUUUUCACUGGAACUUGGGUUAGCAACUACAUUGCCUCAGGUUGGGUUCCACCACUUAUGAUGGCACUAUUGUCGUACGAUGCAUAUAAGCUCGGUUGUAUAGCUUACGACUCGUAUGAAAAAUCAAAGACGGAAAACAGUGAUCCAAGCUCAGAGCAAGGUACGUCUGAAGGGAAUGAAAUAGAAUGAAUUUAUUCUUUAAAAAUUAUGUAACUUGAAAAAAUAUAUUUAUCUUAUAAAUAUAAUCGUGUGACUAACAAAA